This is a messenger RNA of Heterostelium album PN500, 2403 nucleotides long. It is a transcript of the gene pop1, whose product is annotated as ribonucleases P/MRP protein subunit POP1. The record is from RefSeq and is a predicted model, not a curated record. Gene Ontology annotation, cellular component: ribonuclease MRP complex; nucleolar ribonuclease P complex. Gene Ontology annotation, biological process: tRNA 5'-leader removal. NCBI's taxonomy places the organism in Eukaryota, Evosea, Eumycetozoa, Acytosteliales, Acytosteliaceae. The coding region runs from base 1 to 2403 and encodes 800 amino acids. The transcript has 7 exons.
AUGAAUCGACCAAACAACAAUAAUAAUUAUAAUAAUAAUAAUAAUAGGAAUAGAAAUAUAACAACUAGUGGUGGUAGUAGUAGCAGUAGUGGUUCGACACAAGGUGGUAGAGUUCCACUAGCUAGAUAUGUAAAUGAAAGAAAGAAUGAAGUACAACAAUUGAUGAGUGCCAUCAUCGUAAAAAAGAAUAACAGUAGAGCAUUUCAAUCGUUACCGAGAUAUCUAAGAAGAAGAACGAUGAGCACAAGAAUAUAUAGAGUACCACUACACAUUAGAUUUAGAGCGAGAAAAGAGAUGGAAAAGUGUGCAAAUUCAAAUAAAACAGGUCAAGUUAUCAAUACAAAGAAAGGUAAAGUACUUAGAAAAGCAAAGCGAAGACCAUCUUACUUGUUAAGAGACUACGAGCGUAGACAGAGAACCUACAAAUGGUUGGAAACACAUAUUUGGCAUGCAAAGAGAACUCAUAUGAUAAAUCUAUGGAAACAUAGAAUCGCAUUGAAAUUGAAUGUUAAAUCAUUUAGACCAACUUUUAGAGCAUCCUCCCAUUUCUCUACGAUUUAUGAUGCAUCUUAUAAUGGAUGUUUCGAACUGAUAGGUGAAAGACAAUCGAUUAUCGAUAUGUUGAAACAAAUGACUCCACCCGACUCACUGUCGAUCGGUGCCAAUCUCUAUGUCACAGGCUCACGUGAAGGCAACUCAAUGCUAUACUACCCCAAUAGAUAUCCAUUUCAUUUGAUCUCACCUAUUCAAUUCCUUUGGAAACAACAACAAGAUUAUAAUAAUAAUAAUGAUAACAACAAAAAACAAUCACAAAUAUGGAUAUGGGUACAUGCAUCAACGAUAGAUACAGUACAGAGUGUACUCGAAGAACAAUCGAAACGAUACAAUCUGCAGUUGAACUCUCUCUGUGGUGAACUACAGAGAUUCGAGUUGACCGGUCCAAAAAGCAAUGCUGUACUGCAAGCGGUUCUGCAACCAUUCGAUAGCAGCACAGGUCUGAUGGAUUACACCUCUGACAAUGCAAAAGUAUGGUAUGCUUUGAGUCAGUUGCGAUCCGCAGCUACACUACCACCCGGUACUGUUCUCUCACUUAAUGUAAUGGAUCCACGUUUAAUAUGUAAAGUUCCACCAUCGAUUGCACAUGCAGUUGGAUCAGUCUCUAAACCCUCAAUACUCAAUCAACAACAACAACAACAGCAACAACAAGAUCAGCUAAACAAUAUAAUAUUGAAUUGGAAUCAAUUCAAAGUAGCGAUAUCACCACUACAAGAUAAAGAAUCAAGACAAUCAAUGUCAGCCAACAUUGAACCUAUUUCACAAAUCUAUCAAAGACGUAAAAAUCCAUUGUCAAAAACACAAUUUAGUUCACCUUCUAUACUUUUAAUUCAAAGAGAUGGUGGUCUUAGUCGAGGUUAUGGUUCAGGUUGGGAUAUCAUAGUACCAAAGUCAUGGGGAACUUCAUUUUGGAUACCGAUGAUCUAUGCUGGUGCAUGGGCAAUCGCUCUCGAGAAUAGAGAUACCUUUUUACUUGAACAAGGUAUACCUAGCUUCCCAGGUGAUUUCCCCGACUCACAUUCAUAUAGUGAAUAUCAUAAGAUAAUGACACAAGAAACCGUUUCUAAAUACAAUAGAACUCCAAAAGGUAAAAGACCCAACUAUUUAAAUAACUGUAUCUACUUCCCAUUCGAAUUGAAUUGGCAAUGGAUUCUUAGAUAUCAAGGUGACGAUCUUCACUUCAAUAAUAAUAAUAAUAAUAAUAAUAGCAAUAAAAAUAAUAUGAAUCAAACAUCCGAUAACUCCAAGAAACAAAGAACAGAAACUACAACAUCCUCACCCUCUACAACAACUACUACUACAACAACAACAACAACAACAACAAAUAAUAUCGAAGAUAAAUCAUUACCAUUUUUUGUAUAUCGUGGUAAGCUAGCAAUGUCUCUUUUACCAAUAAAGAAACCUGUAAUGAAGAAUAAUAAAUAUGAAACAUAUACACAGAAUCAACCUAACCCAAGAGGAUUGGUAAGAGUAUCAGUUAGAAUGUAUGAUGGUGGUAAGCCAAUGACAAACUCUGUCAUCUAUGCACCGACCGAUUUUGAUUUGGAGCGUCUCAACAAUAAAUAUACACAGAAACACUAUGGUUCGAUUGAACUGGAUGUUGGACAUCCAAGUGACCCAGAGACAUUCUACAAAGAAACCAACAGAAAACCAAUUGGUUACGUCGUAAAAGGUGAGCAAUCUUUGGUUAGAGGUAUUGGAUCUGGUAUUGGAUAUUGUAGUGCCGUCUCUUUUGUAAACAUUCAUCUUAAAGCAUAUGAGAAAUCGAUUACUCCACUCGGUUUUGCAUUUAUUCAGAAUCCAACUUCAAGAAUGCUUUAUCCUGUCAUUUUAACUCUACAACCAUAA